CUCGGCCUCAUAACACUGCCAGACGUCACACCAUGAAGAGGCUUUCACUCACACUCCUCCUCCUCCUCCACGCUUGGGCGUGGGGAGCAGUGGUGCACCGGCCGCGGCUACUGGCGGCAGGGUCGUGGGAGCCGCCACAGUUGGGCAGUUUCAUCAUUGACGGAGACGACGCAACCCCGGGGGAAUUCCCACACCAGGUGUCGGUGCAGCGGGAGAGCUCCCUGGGACUAAUACAUGUGUGUGGCGGCACCAUCGUCUCUGUGAGGUUUAUCCUGACGGCAGCACACUGUGUCAGCGGGAUGUCUCAUACCACCGUGAAGGUGGUGGCGGGUGUCACGGACCUUCUCGACCCCAAGGCCCAAGUAGCCCAGGCGAAGCACUUUAUCCAUCACGACUCUUACAACUCUAUCACCAACUCUAACGACAUCCUUCUCAUCAAGUUGAAAGAGGAACUGCUGCUGGGGACGUUAGUGCAGACGCUGGCGCUGCCUCCUAAUGGGGAGGUGGUGGGGGAAGGCGCCAUAUGUACCGUUAUAGGCUGGGGCGCCAUCACCAAGAGUGGCGGCGUCUAUGAAACCUUGCAGAAGGUGGCGGUGCCGGUUGUAUCGAAAGAGUCAUGCAGAAUGUCGUACGGUGAGGCGGCCGUGGAUUACAAUAUGAUCUGUGCUGGGUCGAGUGUCGGUGACGCUUGCAACGGUGACAAGGGCGGACCGCUGCUGUGUAGUGGACACCUGCAUGGAGUGGCAUCGUGGGGGGAGGGAUGUGGAAAUGCCUUCUAUCCCACUGUGUACAUGGAGGUGACUUACUUCCGGGACUGGAUCCUGAAAUACAUCACACACAACUAACACACUACCUCGCCAGCAACAGGUCCAGCUACCUGUGUGAUGUUCUGGGCUGCUGAUGAUGAUGAUGCUUCUUGCUUAGGAUUCACCAUGAAUACACACCAUUGCAUUAUCCAUGAAUUCCUUCCAGCCACUUUAAUCAUUGCUCCAAAAAUUAAAUGGAAUAUGAUUUUAAGUGAAUAGGAUUGAUAGUUCUAGAGCUUUCCUGGCAGGUGGCGUGGCUGUGUUUACUUCACCCACAAUACAGUACAGGACUCGCAGAUACUCGCCUGUUAUUAGCCUUUUUAAGGAUGUUAUGUUGACUUUUGUUAAGUUAAAUACCCUAAUAUAUAUAAACUUUAACCGUCUAUUUGCUGUAUGUUGUUAUUUGUUUUAUUUAAGCUUAUAAACAAAUGUGUAUAAUUUGACUCUUGCUGUGGGUGGACAGUGACACAUUACCCAGAGCAAGUGUUUAUAAAUCUAGAUUGUAUAUUAUAUCAGUUUCCGUGAAUCAACUGUACGAUUUCGUCAUUGCAUCACAACUUUUAAAAUACAGUUUUUACCAUAGUAUAGAUAUUUUUUGUUGGUAAUAAAUAUAUAGUCAUAAAAAAUGCUCAGUUUUCCUACAGAUGUUUAUAAGAAUCUGGUUGACUGCUUUAUUAGUCCUUAGGGUACCACAGCUUAUGACAGUCAUGCCUUAUGUCGGUUCUAUGUUGUGAUCUGCCCUCACCACAGCCUCAACACCUCAAGCUGGCAGCUUUUGAGGCCACUUUUAAUUGAGGAUAAAUAUUAACACUCCUUAUUAGCUUUUCUAAGAGAUUAAAUUUUAAUAAUGAUAAAUAAACAAUAGGAAUAAUACAAUAAUGAGUAUGGUCCUGUAAUAGCUGGGUACAGUUUUAGGUAAUUU
This is a messenger RNA of Homarus americanus (American lobster), 1728 nucleotides long. Its product is annotated as trypsin alpha-3-like. Gene Ontology annotation, molecular function: serine-type endopeptidase activity. Bases 33 to 845 code for a protein of 270 amino acids. NCBI's taxonomy places the organism in Eukaryota, Metazoa, Arthropoda, Malacostraca, Decapoda, Nephropidae. The record is from RefSeq and is a predicted model, not a curated record. The transcript is spliced from 6 exons. Gene Ontology annotation, biological process: proteolysis.